Messenger RNA from Trachymyrmex septentrionalis, 840 nucleotides. RefSeq lists its product as uncharacterized. The transcript is spliced from 2 exons. The record is from RefSeq and is a predicted model, not a curated record. The coding region runs from base 262 to 720 and encodes 152 amino acids. NCBI's taxonomy places the organism in Eukaryota, Metazoa, Arthropoda, Insecta, Hymenoptera, Formicidae.
UAUUCGCAUAUCUAAAUCCCAUAGAACGUCCCUGUCCGUACAAUUCUCAGAAUUGUUACCAGUCCGCAGGACCACUUGCUGCUACACUCCUUCGUGCAUGAUCGGCCCUUAAUUCGUCAAGAACGCCGUUUCACAUCGUCGUACGUGAGCGAACAAUGUCAAAACCAUAAUGAGUGUCGCCAAGACAGGACACGCCUGAAAGGUGUUCUAUUUAACAAUCGAAAAUCUGAAUCUGAAGAUACCAACCGUAGAAUCCAUAGAAUGCACGAGAACACGUUCGACAUCGACGAAGAUUUCUUCGACGCAUUAGCACUGUUGCAUUCGACAGAGCGAGACAGUGUGGAGAAGCUUCGUCGGAUGCUGGACGCCUGCAUUGAAAAGAAGCACGGCCUCGAAAAGACUUUGGCUGUGAGAAUGCCGAAGCGAUUUUUGCAAAACGUCGACGAAUCCGCUCCUCCGAUUUAUACCUCGAAGAGUCACGACCACGUAACGCAAGGAUAUAAUACGAUAAAAACCGAGAUCUGGGACGGUAAUCUUGAGAUCAUUUCUUUUCUUGAAGCUGACGAAGCGGAGAACAUUAGGAAUCACUGGAAGUCCGACGUAAAAGUAUUCGAGGUCGAUUACGAGGGCUGCUGCGAGGACGAAGAAGACAUUCCCAGGAUCUCGAUUCCCGACGAAGGAUCCGCCGACGGGACUCUGUGCAAGGUUUUCUUCAAUUAAACACGGCCACUUUACAAUUUAUAGCUUAAAUGCAAAAUCGCGAGAACGAUGUGACUGUGUGACUAAAAUUGUCUUCGAAAGUCGCCGUGUUGUUGACUUAAAUGAAUUGUGACAUCUGUG